AUGGCCCUCUUCGACGUCCCAGGCUGGACUGUGCCCACGGCACCCGUCGCUGGAGACACGUCAAGGAAGCGAAAACGAAAGGCCGAGCCACAGGACGAGAAAGUGCAGUCGGCAACAAUCAACUUUGAAACACUCAUGGAGAAACUCGAGGCGAGUCAGACAGACGGGCAGGGAAGUCUGCGCAAGAAGCAGAAGAAACAGGACAAAAAGGGGACGACCCCACAAGGUAGCAAGGGCGCAGCUGCACCGGACCGCGCAGAGCGGCCGCGGGAAGGUGGAAAGCGCAGGGAGAAGAGAAGGAAUGCACCGCAGGCACCAGGUGCCACCGAGUCCCUCGCUACGCCUGCACGGAAGGGGAAGAAGGGGGAAAAAGAGAAACAUUCGAGCGAGCCGCCGCAGGCGGCUGUCCCUGCACGGCAGGCAGACAAGGUUUCCCAAAAACCGGAGGGUCUGACUGCGCUUCAGGCAGGGAUGAAAAGCAGCCUCGACGGGGCCCGUUUCAGAUGGAUAAACGAACUGCUUUACAAGUCUGACAGCGCGCACGCGCACGAGCUGAUGCGCGAGGAUCCCAAGGUGUACGAGGAGUACCACACAGGCUUCCGGCACCAAGUGCACUCGUGGCCGACGAAUCCCGUCUCCCACUUUGUCUCCCUUCUGGCAGAGUAUCCCCCGAAGACAGUCAUCGCCGACCUGGGGUGUGGAGACGCCGCGCUCGCCCGCGCCCUCGUCCCGCGGGGAUUCGCCGUCUUUUCAUUCGAUCUCGUGGCUGACGGAGUCUUCGUCGUCGAAGCUGAUACAUGCGUUCACCUUCCAUUGCCGGGCUCUGAAGAGGGUGGCACGGAACCUGAUGCUGGUGUUCGCGGACACGGCGAGGGGGCAGUGGUCGACGUCGUGGUGUGUGCGCUGAGCCUCAUGGGCACAAACUGGCCGAAUUGCAUGCGCGAAGCGUGGCGGGUUCUCAGACCACAUGGUGAGCUCAAGAUAGCGGAAGUAGCGAGCCGAUUUACGGAUGUGGAUGCCUUCGUGUCGCUGGUGUGUUCGUUUGGCUUCCAACUAACGUCAAAGAACGAUGACAACACGCAUUUCACGCUGUUCGACUUCAAAAAGGUAGCACGAACGGCCAAAACCCAGAAGGAAUGGAAAAAGAUGCUGUCGCGUGGUAGCAUACUCAAGCCGUGCGAGUACAAACGUCGAUAA
Molecule: messenger RNA, 1197 nt
Organism: Fibroporia radiculosa
Lineage: Eukaryota; Fungi; Basidiomycota; Agaricomycetes; Polyporales; Fibroporiaceae
Exons: 5
Coding region: 1-1197 (398 amino acids)
Biological process (GO): ribosomal large subunit biogenesis; rRNA methylation
Cellular component (GO): nucleolus
Molecular function (GO): rRNA (adenine) methyltransferase activity
Source: RefSeq, a predicted model, not a curated record